Molecule: messenger RNA, 5531 nt
Organism: Aedes albopictus (Asian tiger mosquito)
Lineage: Eukaryota; Metazoa; Arthropoda; Insecta; Diptera; Culicidae
Exons: 2
Coding region: 448-4101 (1217 amino acids)
Biological process (GO): DNA integration
Molecular function (GO): nucleic acid binding
Source: RefSeq, a predicted model, not a curated record
AAUUUGAAUGGACACCCUGGAAACGGGUGCGCCUUCCGACAUCACGAGUUAUUACACAAUGAUUCUAAGGAGAAGCCACAGAUUUCCACAACCGAAAGUGCGAACACUGCGUCAGCUCCACCUAGUCUGAAUUCGUCCGACUGCAAUACUCAUCGGACAGUUGUUAGCUCAGUCCUGUUCCGAUACUUACCAGUUGUGUUGUACGGAAAAACAGGAACAGUGCAUACAUAUGCCUUUAUCGAUGAGGGCUCUGAGCUUACUCUACUCGACCAAGAGAUCGCCGACAAGCUGCAGUUGGAAGGUGCCGAACGUCCGCUAUGCUUGCGAUGGACCGGCGGGACCGAACGAUGUGAAACGAACUCCCGUAUCUACAACCUUCAAAUUGCUGGCCCAAAGGAAGGUAACAAACGCUUCGACCUGAACGAUGUACGAACGGUAAAAGACUUGAUGCUGCCGCAGCAAACGCUGGAUAUGUGCAAACUAUCCGAGCAGUUCCAACAUCUCCGAGGACUGCCGAUCGAUUCGUACCGUGAUAUACGUCCUCGAAUCUUGAUAGGAACGAAGCAUGCACAUCUUGGCCUCGCGCUGAAAAACCGUGAAGGAGAAUUUGGACAGCCCAUUGCAGUCAAGUCACGACUGGGAUGGACGAUUUGCGGUGGAUCGGGACCAACUCGUGGAACAAACCUACACCAUUACAGUUUCCACAUUUGUCCUUGUAACAAUACAGAGGACGACGAUCUGCACCAGGCGAUGAAGAACUACUUCUCCUUUGACAGCCUUGGGCUAACCAAUACAAACCAUCCGCAUUUGCCCAUCGAAGAUCAGCGUGCGCUCUCUUUGCUGCAGUUACUCACCCGGCGAAAAGAAGAGCGCUUCGAAUCCGGGCUGCUCUGGCGGUACGACGAUGUCCGUCUGCCGGACAGUCAAUCUAUGGCUAUGCGCAGAUUCGAAUGUUUGAAAAAACGGAUGGUAAAAGAACCGGAGCUGCAGGUGAUUUUGCAAGCCAAGAUCGCUGAAUAUACGGCAAAAGGAUAUAUUCGAAAGCUCAGUGAGGAGGAAAUCAACCGAAAGGUCCCUCGGCGGUGGUACCUACCCGUUUUUCCCGUAACCAACCCCAACAAACCUGGGAAGGUACGCAUAGUAUGGGACGCAGCGGCCAGCGCCCACGGAACAUCACUAAACUCAGUUCUCUUAAAAGGGCCGGAUAUGUUGUGCUCUCUCCUCGCGAUCCUUCUACAGUUUCGAGAGCGUCGCAUCGGGCUAACUGGUGACAUUCGUGAAAUGUUUCACCAGGUGCUGAUUAGAGAAGAAGACCAACUCUGUCAGUGUUUCUUCUGGAUGAGCGAACGUGGUGAUACGGAGGUAUACGCCAUGCAGGUAAUGACGUUCGGAGCUUGCUGCUCACCGACUACAGCGCAGUUCGUGAAGAAUACCAACGCCGAUAGAUUUGUCAACGAAUACCCAAUAGCGCAUCAAGUCAUUACGAAGUCACACUACGUCGACGACAUGCUUUCUAGUGUUGAUACCGAGGAGCAAGCUAUUCAGUUAGCCAAAGACGUGAGAUACGUUCACCAGCAGGGCGGUUUUGAAAUACGAAACUGGGUUAGCAACUCCAAAACCGUUCUCGCUGCUUUGCAAGGGGAGAAUACCGACGAGAAAUGCCUCGAUAUGUCCACUGAGCUAGCCACUGAAAAGGUAUUAGGCAUGUGGUGGAAUACGAAUGAUGAUGUUUUCAUUUACAAAGUCGGAUGGAGCCGAUAUGACUCCCCACUCCUAGCAGGCCAACGACGACCAACGAAGCGAGAAGUUCUGCGUGUCUUGAUGACCAUCUUCGAUCCACUAGGAUUGAUUUGCCAUUUCCUCUCAUACCUGAAGAUCCUGCUCCAAGAUAUCUGGCGAUCUGGCGUACAGUGGGACGAGGAGAUAGCUAAUGAAGAAUACGAAAAGUGGCUCACAUGGUUGAAAGUUCUUCCUCGCGUCGAAAACGUGCGAAUUUCUAGGUGUUAUAACUCGGACUAUCUCGAAACCGAUAACCUCCAGCUCCAUACGAUGGUUGAUGCCAGCGAAAACAGCGCAGCCGCUGUUUGUUAUCUACGUUUCACCAGGGACGAUUCUAUCCGUUGCUCUAUUGUUGCAGCGAAAAGCCGAGUCGCACCAAUAAAGUUCACCUCGAUACCUAGACUGGAAUUAAUUGCCGCAGUCAUCGGCGCUCGCUUAGCACGAUCAGUCGAGGAAUCGCUAACGUUCCGGAUCCACAGGAAGCUGUACUGGUCUGAUUCUAGGGAUGUCCUCUGCUGGAUACACUCGGACCAUCGUCGAUAUAGUCAGUUCGUCGGUCACAGAGUCAGCGAAAUCCUCGAAACCUCCGAGCCACACGAAUGGCGGUGGGUGCCUGGUAAGCAAAAUCCUGCCGACGAUGCCACAAAGUGGAGUAGCAUUCCGGAGUUAUCAUCUGAGGACAGGUGGUUUAAAGGCGCCGAUUUCCUUUGGCGCACUGAAGAAGAAUGGCCGGCAUCAUCGAUUAAAAAUUACGCCACGGAGACCGAACUCCGCCCUUCCCUACUGGCGCAUCACACCCCACUAGACCCUUUCAUCUGCGUCAAUGAGUUCUCGAGUUGGGAGAGAUUACGCAGGGUAGUCGCAUAUGUUCAUCGCUUCGUCACUAACUGUCGUCAGACCCGCUCUGGAAACUCGACGACCACCGGGCCGCUUUCUGCGCACGAACUCAUAACCGCCGAGUGUACGCUUAUUCGUCUCGCUCAGUUCGAAUGCUUUCCCGACGAAGUCUCGGUUCUUAAAAUGCCAUCCUCAAGCGAAGACGCACCCACGAGAACCGUCCCCAAGACCAGUAAUUUGUUUCAACUGACACCAUGGCUGGACAGCAAUGGGAUCAUGCGAAUGCGAAGCCGCAUCGCGGCAUGUCACUACGCCACCGAGGAUGCCAAACAGCCCAUAAUACUCGCCCAAAAGCACCACACCACCAGCCUGAUCGUCAGACAUUAUCACUGCAAAUACCAUCACCUUAACCACGAAACGGUGAUCAAUGAGAUCAGGCAGAAAUAUCAAAUUCCGCGCUUGCGCGUCUGUUACCAACAAGUUCGUAAAGCCUGCCAGACGUGUAAGAACAACCACGCAGCACCAACUCCACCGUACAUGGCCGACCUUCCACCCGCCCGCCUUGAAGCUUUUUCACGGCCAUUCACCCACACCGGGGUCGAUUACUUCGGUCCAAUCGAAGUCACCAUCGGAAGAAGAGUCGAGAAGCGCUGGGGGAUGUUAGCCACAUGUCUGACCGUCCGAGCGAUCCAUCUAGAGGUCGUACAUUCCCUUAGCGCGAGCUCGUGCAUCAUGGCGCUCCGAAACUUCAUGGCACGUCGUGGCACACCUCGGAAGAUCUACAGCGAUCGUGGAACGAACUUCGUGGGAGCAAAUCGAGAGCUACUGCAGCUAUACGAAGCAGUUAACCAGCACGCGCUCAUGACGGAGUUUGCCGAUUCAGGAGUUGAAUGGGUCUUCAAUCCACCUCUCUCACCGCACAUGGGCGGUAGCUGGGAAAGGCUAAUCCGCACCGUAAAGAACAACCUCACAGCAGUGUGUUCGUCGGCAAGGCAGUCCGACGAGGUAUUGAGAAACUUACUCACAGAAGUAGAAAAUAUCGUAAAUUCGAGGCCACUAUCCCACGUACCGAUAGACGAGGACUCGGCCCCAGCGCUGACACCAAACCACUUCCUUCUCGGAUCGUCGAACGGAUGCAAACCGCUUACCAACUUGGACUACAGCGGAGCAGCACUUCGUCAGAACUGGCUGACGUCCCAGGUUCUGGCAAACCUUUACUGGCGGCGGUGGGUGUCAGACUACCUACCGGAAAUCACCCGCAGAACCAAGUGGUUUGAACGACCCAAGCCCAUAUCCAUUGGAGAUGUAGUGGUCAUUGCCGACCCAAAUAUGCCCCGCAACUGUUGGCCGAAGGGGAAAAUAAUCGGUACCAGAGUCAGUGUAGAUGGCCAGGUUCGAUCAGCUACUGUGAGGACAACAAGAGGUAUCUACGAGCGCCCAGCGACAAAAUUGGCAGUCCUAGAUGUCCAACGCGUCGAUAAGUAAGCCAACCGGAAGUUUGCGUACCGUGGGGGAGUGUUGGCCUACCCCAUUAGGCCAGCGCGCACAUCUAUAGACACGGUAUCUACACUGUUCGUUACCACACGAGCGCUGCGAUGGAUGACAUGGGAGUGACAGGUAUACGACCUGUCACCGGGUGAGUCUACGAAGAGAUGACAAAAACGAACUGUGUUAUGCAGAUGUGUAGUGAUAAAUAUCUCCCUAAAAUUAGCUUAUUUCUAUUAUGCCCCUUGAAUUAGAACCUAAAAUAAGUGAAUUUUAAAUACUAUUUUCCCCAUCCAUAAUUUCAACGCUGAAUUGGUAAGAUUAGUUCCGUUAAAAGUGCUUUACAUCAGUUCUAAUAUUGACUUGUAUUAGGUAACCUAAAUCACACAACAUCUCCCUCCCAUUGAAUUUCGCCCAGAGCAACCAAAUCACUAUCGAUCCCGAUCUGUAACAAAACUCGUCUAGAUCACGACACAUAAGGGAACUAAACGUAAGUAAAAAUGAUAAUCAAUUUAAUUCACUGUUACCAUAUAUUGGACUGCCUGUAUGUUGCUAGACAGGGGUUCACAAAUCAAUCUUCACGUAGCAUUUGUUCAAUAUUGUUAGUUAUUCCUAAAAUCGAAUGAUUGUAAUUCUAAGAUGAUCCGUAUUUCCCUUUAGGAAAAUUAUAUUCUCUACGUUAUUACCACAAACCGGAUCGCGUGUUCUUAUUUCACUUCCGGUGGAGAAUCAUAAUUCCGGAAAAUCCCUCACGUUGGACCAAAUCCAACACAUUCUAUAUUGCACUAUUCCACUUAACAAUAUUUAUUAAGUUCCUUGGUUUUGAGUAUCAGAAUAGUUAUUUAUGCAAAAAGUUGCAAAAUGAUGAUUUUUUCAGCACCAGUCGUACAUUUAUCCAACGAGGCUUGCCGAGUUGGAUAAAUACCACGAGUGCUGAAAAAAUCGAGUUUUGCAACGAGUUGCAUACAAAGUUUUUUGUAAUUGCAAAAAAUACCCAUUCAGUAUAAUCUUGCUACACGUACAUGUAUCAAGACGAACCACGUGGCAACAUUUAUGCGCGUCAGCGUAAAGCUUUUGUUUGAUCAGGUAGGCUAUGAUAGGGUAGGUGUCAGAAAUUUGCAAACUCCCGUCGUCGUCAUACCGCAACCGCACCAUGGGCAAGAGCAAAAGUAGCUUCAGCUGCUGCUUCUACGCCUGAUCUGCAGUCUUAAGCGCAGUUUCGAGUUCAAAAGGAAUCGCUCAAGAAACUUCUUGAGCGAUUCCUGGCAGAAACUUUCUACGGUGACUGCCAUUUGAAUUGUCAUUCCUUCGCAACUGCGUACUGGGAUCGAAGAAAAACGGUUUCUUGGGCGAUUCAGGCAAGGAAUUUUUCAUGCAUCAAGAUAGGCCAAAAAAUUCCUUCUGAACUGCAAAUAGCCCUUUAAUCUGAA